AUGAACCUGGUUGUCAAAGAAAACCCCCCAGACAACAGCGUAUCAGAUUCUUUUACGAGAAAAGAAAUUGAUCCAAAACAUAAUCAGGUCUCAGAUUCCUCCAUAGAAGGGUACGGGUUUCUACCUUGUGGCAAGAAAGGCAAACCCAAAACAGUCUCAUGUACAAGCAGUAGUUCUUCAAUUUUCUGCCGCAUCUGUCAAGACACAGACAAACUUCAGAAUCUCAAAACAUUAUGUCAGUGUACCGGAAGUAUUGCUAAAUAUCACGUGACAUGCUUGGAAAAGUGGCUAAGCGUCGCCAAAACAGAUAUAUGUGAAAUAUGUCAACAAAAAUUCACAACCCGACGCCGGCCAAAACCUUUUGUGGAGUGGCUUCGGUGCGUACAUGGAACAAGCCAAUGUCGAUACAUCUAUGGUGACUUUAUAUGUAUGCUUGUUCUCACACCUUUGGUCCUUGCCAGCUGCGCUCUUUGUUUUGACGGCUCAUGGUAUUUUUUCACAUUGGGUGAACUUCUCAUUGGCAUUGGUCUUUUAGCUCUAUGCUUUUUUCUCCUCUUUCUGUACGUUUUCUGGCUUGCACUGAGCAUUCGCUAUCACGUGACUCAGUGGCGCAAGUGGCGACAAGAAAAUCAAGUAGUGGAGGUUGUUGUGUCAAAAGAAGCACUCAAACACCAAUGGAAACAACAAAAAACACAAAGUGAACAACAGGAAACUGUCGUUUAAAAUGCAGUGAAAUGUAAUGGUAAUUUUAGUUGCAUUUUCGAAAAACAUGUGCUCAUUAUCUAUGUCCAAGCAAUGCCACAAAUGCGACGGCAAGUUGAAUGUGGCCCUAGUAAGACUUACUAGAAAUUUAGAACGGAAGCGGCACAUUAAAAUCAACAUAAAA
Messenger RNA from Xenia sp. Carnegie-2017, 886 nucleotides. Its product is annotated as E3 ubiquitin-protein ligase MARCHF3-like. Gene Ontology annotation, molecular function: zinc ion binding; ubiquitin-protein transferase activity. Gene Ontology annotation, biological process: protein ubiquitination. The transcript has 3 exons. The record is from RefSeq and is a predicted model, not a curated record. Lineage: Eukaryota; Metazoa; Cnidaria; Anthozoa; Malacalcyonacea; Xeniidae. The coding region runs from base 1 to 723 and encodes 240 amino acids.